Molecule: messenger RNA, 1350 nt
Organism: Lachancea dasiensis
Lineage: Eukaryota; Fungi; Ascomycota; Saccharomycetes; Saccharomycetales; Saccharomycetaceae
Source: the annotation of a GenBank genome assembly
AUGUCUUCCCCCGCUCAAAACUGCAAAGUUGCCGACAUUUCCCUAGCUGCCUUUGGUAGAAAGGAAAUUCAGUUGGCUGAACACGAAAUGCCAGGGUUGAUGGCCAUCAGAGAGGCGUACGGUGAAGUUCAACCUUUGAAAGGUGCUCGUAUUGCCGGGUGUCUGCACAUGACCAUCCAGACCGCGGUUUUGAUUGAAACCUUGGUGGCUCUGGGUGCGGAGGUUACGUGGUCGUCCUGUAACAUCUACUCGACCCAGGACCACGCUGCUGCUGCCAUCGCCGCUGCCGGUGUGCCUGUGUUUGCCUGGAAGGGUGAAACCGAGGAAGAAUACUUGUGGUGUAUCGAACAACAGUUGUUUGCCUUCAAGGACAACCAAAAGUUGAACUUGAUCUUGGACGACGGUGGUGACUUGACCACUUUGGUUCACGAAAAGCACCCAGAGAUGUUGAAGGACUGCUACGGUUUGUCUGAAGAAACCACCACGGGUGUCCACCACUUGUACAAGAUGGUCAAGGAGGCCAAGUUGAAGGUCCCAGCCAUCAACGUCAACGACUCCGUCACCAAAUCCAAGUUCGACAACUUGUACGGAUGCAGAGAAUCGUUGGUCGACGGUAUCAAGAGAGCCACCGACGUCAUGGUUGCUGGUAAGGUUGCUGUCGUUGCCGGUUUUGGUGAUGUCGGUAAGGGUUGUGCCGACUCUCUAAGAGGCAUGGGUGCUCGUGUCAUUGUCACCGAAAUCGACCCUAUCAACGCCUUGCAAGCUGCCAUGCAAGGUUACCAAGUGUUGCCAAUGGAAGAAGCCGCCCCAGUUGGUCAAAUCUUCGUUACCACCACCGGUUGCAGAGACAUCGUCACCUCCGAGCACUUCUUGUCCAUGCCUGAAGAUGCCAUUGUCUGCAACAUUGGUCACUUCGACAUCGAAAUCGACGUUGCCUGGUUGAAAGCUAACGCCAAGGAAUGCACCAACAUCAAGCCUCAGGUUGACCGUUUCUUGUUGCCAACCGGCAGACACGUCAUCUUGUUGGCUGACGGUAGGUUGGUGAACUUGGGCUGUGCCACCGGUCACUCUUCCUUCGUCAUGUCCUGUUCUUUCUCCAACCAGGUGUUGGCCCAAAUCGCCUUGUUCAAGGCUGGCGACAAGGAAUUCAGACAGAAGUUCGUUGAGUUCGAGAAGACCGGUCCUUUCGAAAUCGGUGUCCACGUUUUGCCUAAGAUCUUGGAUGAAGCUGUUGCCAAAUUCCACUUGGACAAAUUGGGCGUUCGUAUGACCAAGCUAACUCCUGUCCAAUCCGAAUACUUGGGUAUUGCUCAAGAGGGUCCUUUCAAGGCCGACCACUACAGAUACUAA